AUGGCGCCAACGUUACUCUGGAUUGGCCUUGGCAACAUGGGCCGUGCCAUGUGCAAGAACAUUGUUGAAAAAGGCAACCUUGACUCCCCGCUUCUCAUCUACAACCGCUCCAAGCAGCGUGCCAUUGACCUGAGCCAAAAGCUCUCCGCCGGCAAGACGGAAGUGGUUGAAUCGCUGGUCGACGCCGUGGCCAAGGCCGACGUCAUCUUCACCUGCAUCUCCAACGACGAGGCUGUCGCCGAGACGGUGGCGACGCUGCUGCAGGCCGACGUCAAGGGCAAGCUCUUUGUCGAGUGCUCCACCAUCCACCCCGACUCGACGCAGGCGACGGCCGACAAGCUCCUCGCCGCGGGCGCCGAGUUUGUCGCCGCGCCCGUCUUUGGCGCGCCGGCCGCCGCCGAGGCCGGGCAGCUCAUCGCCGUGCUCGCGGGCCCGGCGGCGAGCGUGGAGCGCGCGCGGCCGUGGUUCCAGGGCGUGACGGCGCGGGCCGAGAUUGACCUGACGGACGCGCCGUACGGCAAGGCGACGACGCUCAAGGUGAUUGGCAACACGUUUGUGCUCAACAUGGUCGAGCAGCUGGCCGAGGCGCACGUCCUGGCGGAAAAGUCCGGGCUAGGCACGCAGCCCAUCCACGACCUCGUCUCGGCGCUCUUCCCGGGCCCGUACGCGGCGUACAGCACGCGCAUGCUCACGGGCGACUACCACAGGCGCGAGGAGCCGCUCUGGGCCGUGGACCUCGCGCGCAAGGACGCGAGGCACGCCAAGGCGCUCGCGGAGGCCGCGGGCACGAGGGUGCAGAAUGUCGAGACAGCGGAUGCGCAUCUGGCGAAGCUCAAGGAGCAUGCCGGUGCAUCGGGCGACAUUGCGGGCAUCUAUGGUACGGUACGCCAGGAGGCUGGCCUCAGGUUUGAGAAUGAUGAAUGA
Akanthomyces muscarius is the source of this 924-nucleotide messenger RNA. RefSeq lists its product as uncharacterized. The coding region runs from base 1 to 924 and encodes 307 amino acids. The transcript is spliced from 2 exons. The record is from RefSeq and is a predicted model, not a curated record. NCBI's taxonomy places the organism in Eukaryota, Fungi, Ascomycota, Sordariomycetes, Hypocreales, Cordycipitaceae. Gene Ontology annotation, molecular function: NAD binding; NADP binding; oxidoreductase activity, acting on the CH-OH group of donors, NAD or NADP as acceptor.